Cyprinodon tularosa is the source of this 3690-nucleotide messenger RNA. RefSeq names its product ADAM metallopeptidase domain 15 (gene adam15). Gene Ontology annotation, biological process: proteolysis; innate immune response; integrin-mediated signaling pathway. The coding region runs from base 349 to 3201 and encodes 950 amino acids. The transcript is spliced from 25 exons. The record is from RefSeq and is a predicted model, not a curated record. Gene Ontology annotation, molecular function: integrin binding; metalloendopeptidase activity. NCBI's taxonomy places the organism in Eukaryota, Metazoa, Chordata, Actinopteri, Cyprinodontiformes, Cyprinodontidae.
CUCCCGGUAUAAACCCUGGAGGUGCGUCGUCCUCCCGUUAGGAGCAGCUUUCAGCUUCUUUCAGACCGGAACUCCUCUCUUCCCGGACGGACCCAGAACCAGAACCAGAACCAGAACCCGUCCUGCUGGACCAGUCGGGGCUUCCUGCGGGCAGCUUUCCAACAAACUGCGCAGUUAGGGAGCAGAGCGGGAGUCCCGCCGGGUAACGGUCCAGGUAGCCGCCCUGACUCCUGACCCUGGGGGGGCGGGGGGCCAUGGGGUUUAGGUGGAGCCUUUCCCGGAGCUCCGACACCGUGAGGUAACCGGGCGGAGCAGCAACCUGUUGCGGCUCCCGGUGACGCAGAGAGGAUGAGCGGCGCCGCCGGUCCGCCGCUGCCGCUGCUGCUGCUGCUGCUGGGCGGCCGUGCGGCGUUCACGGUCUGCAGGUCCCUGAACGCACCGCAGGAUGGAGGGCUUCAGGCGGCGGAGGUCCAGGUGGAUGCUGCUCUGAGCGGUGCGGACAGACUGAGGCGCCCCCUCCUGGAGAAGACGCGUCCCUUCAUCCUGGUGGACGGACAGAGACGGAGUCUGGCUGAAGCCCUGCAGGAUGGCCACCCCGACAGGCUGCAGUGUGGGCUGGAGGUGGGAGGACAGCUCCUCCUGCUGGACCUGGAGAAGAACCACCUCCUGCUGCCCAGACCUCCUGACCUCUUCUUCUAUCUCCCAAACGGGACCGGAGUGUCCGCCACGGUCGACCCUGUGAGCCCCUGUUAUUAUCACGGCAGCGUCCGAGGAUUCCCGCGGUCCAGAGCGGCUCUCAGCACCUGCUCCGGACUCCGCGGCGUCUUGGUUCUGAACUCCUCCCUGAGCUUUGAGCUGCAGCCGCAGGACCAGAACCAGCGGGAUGGGGAGGAGGAAGACCUUCACCUGCUGUUUGCUGCCGGUCCUCUGGAGGGCGCUGCUGCGGCAGGCUGUGGGGUGUCGCACACGUCUGACUCACCAGUCUCCAACUGGACCCACUUCCGGAGGACCAAGAGAGACAUUCUGGCAGAGACCAAAUACGUGGAGCUGGUUCUGGUGGUGGACCAUCAGGAGUUCCUGAACUACCAGAGAAACAACAAGACCGUCCUCUACCGCAUGCUGGACGUGGCCAACCAGGUGGACUGGUUCUACCGGCCGCUGAACGUCCGCGUGGCGCUGACCGGCCUGGAGAUCUGGAGCGACCGCGAUAAGAUCCGGGUGGAGAAGAGUCCCACCGACACCCUCAACAACUUCCUGGAGUGGAGGAGCAGAGAGCUGCUGCCGCGCCUUCGCCAUGACAACGCCCAGCUCAUCAUGGGCGGCUCUUUUGACGGCACCACCGUGGGGAUGGCGUCUCAGUCGUCCAUGUGUUCCCGGGACCGAUCGGGAGGCGUCAACGUGGAUCACCUGGUCAGCGUUCUGGGCGUGGCCUCCACCGUCGCCCACGAGCUCGGACACAACCUGGGGAUGAGACACGACACGGCCGAUCGCCGCUGCUCCUGUGAAAAUGAGCCACGCCUCGGAGGAUGCAUCAUGGAGCCGUCGACCGGGUUCCUGCCAGGUCAGCUCUUCAGCAGCUGCAGCGCCGCCGAUCUGUCCAUCAGCCUGCUGCACGGCGGCGGCAUGUGUUUGUUCAACGUGCCGCAGCCAGACCGCCUGCUGGGAGGACCGCGAUGUGGAAACCUGUACGUGGAGAAAGGAGAGGAGUGUGACUGUGGCCUGCUGGAGGAGUGUAGUGACCCGUGCUGUAAUGCGUCCACCUGUCGGCUGGUUCCUGGAGCUCAGUGCUCGUCAGACGGUAUCUGCUGUGAGGACUGUAAGCUGCGUGCCGCAGGCUCCGUUUGUCGUGAGCCGCUCGGCGAGUGCGACCUGCCUGAGUACUGCACAGGCUCCUCCCCCUACUGCCCCCCUAACGUCUUCCUGCAGAACGGUGAAGCCUGCCAGAACGGCGCCUCCUACUGCUAUGGAGGAGUCUGCACCAACAUGGACACCCAGUGCCAGAUGCUGUGGGGAACCAAUGCCAGCAGCGCUCCAGCUGUGUGCUUCUCCUCGGUCAACAAACAGGGAAACAAAUAUGGAAACUGUGGUCAGCUGACCAACGGCUCCUACCUCCCCUGUGCAAACUCAGACGUUCUCUGCGGGAGGAUCCAGUGUCAGGGCGGGACAGAGCGCCCCCUGCUGGGCAGCAUCGCCCAGAUCCUCACUGUCCGCUUCAACAACAGCGACCUGGUCUGCAGGGGGACCUUCUUCCACCUGGACGACGACGUGUCGGAUCCAGCCACCGUGGACCAGGGGACCGCCUGUGGGCCCGGAAAGGCCUGCUUAAAUCAGAAAUGUCAGGACGUGUCUGUGUUCGGUGUGGACGAAUGUCGCAGGAAGUGCAGCGGACACGGCGUGUGUAACAGCAAUAAGAACUGCCACUGUGAGGUGGGCUGGGCUCCGCCGGACUGCAGGUACUCCGGUCAUGGUGGCAGCGUGGACAGCGGACCGGCCGGAGCGGCAGCAGAGUCCGAUCCGGUCCGGGUGGCGCUGCUCGUCAUAUUCUUCUUCAUCCUGCCGGUGGUCCUCCUCUUCCUCGCCCUCCGCUUCCCUCGGUGCCGUCGGAGCCUCUGCUGCCUCGGAGCGAACAGCCCGUUCCAUAAAGCCCGCCAUCAGACCCGGACUCCUGUGACGGAACGAGCAGACAGCCGGAACGGAGAGCAGGUCCGACCUCUGAGAUACCACUUGAACCCGCAGCCCGACGUCCCGCCCACUCCGGCCCAGAAACAGGUUAAUGACAGACCUGCUCCUCCCACUAAGCCCCUCCCCCCUGACCCCACCCUAACACCCCUGCAGCAGUUGGUUAAACCGCGACCAGCGGCCCCCACCAAGCCUCUGCCCCCUGACCCCCCCGCCCCCAGCAACCAGCUGCCGGUGAGUCGACCAGCUCCGCCCAAUAAGCCCCUCCCCCCCGACCCUGUCACACCUGCACAGGUUUCUGUUCCACUAAAGCCCAUCGUCCCCAGAAAGCCCCGCCCUCCAGCUCCGCCCACCAAGCCCUACCUGCCGCCUCACCUCCCCCCACAGACCAGCUACUCCUCCAGCAUCAAGCCGGCCGCGCAUGGAGCCGUCGCACCUGCAGCCGGAGCCGACAGACGACCUCCUUUCCGCCCGAGUCGACCUCCGGUUCCCCCGAAGUUUGAGUCGUCGCCUCCUCUUUAACCUUAGAGAGGCUCUGAUUGGCCGAUGGGCUGGAAGACGAUGGUGAAGAUCGUUAGUUCGGUUCCAAAGGACCCGACGAUGCUGGAUCUCAGUGCCUUGCUCAGCAGCUUCUCUGCACAGACGACACAAAUAUUUGGGAAUCACACCUGCGACUGUAGCUGCUGCUGCUCGCCCUGUAGCGCCUCCUGCUGGAACUACGGGGUUCAGUGCCUUGCUCAGAGAGAGAGUGGACAGGAAUCACACCUCGGAUCAAAGAGUCAGAGGAGACGAGAUUCUGCCUGGAACCAUCCAACCUUCCCGGCCGUCCUCUCCGGGUGGAAUCAUCACAUUCUCACUAAACUUUAUCUUCUGGUGAAACCAGGAGGAAAACCUGACAAUCUGUCGGUAUUCUGUAGAACUGAAGAACGUUUAUAGUUCAAGUUUUAUUAAAGAAAUGUAGAGAAAAUAUUUCAGAGUUGACUUCUUUAGGAAUAAAAUAUCCUACUCAUU